AUUCCCACGAGAAGAUCUGCCGCUACAUUGCCAGGGAAAGCCAGUCGGUGGUCGUGUCUGUGGGGUACCGUUUAGCCCCUGAACACAAAUACCCUGCUGCGUAUGAAGACUGUCUUACCGCUACCAUACACUUCCUGAAGAACACAGAGCACUACGGCGUGGAUCCUGCCAAUGUCAUCGUCUGCGGGGACAGUGCUGGGGGCAAUCUAGCAGCUGCUGUUAGCCAGACCCUCGCAGGUAGAUCAGACCUCCCCAAACUACGUGCGCAGAUCCUGAUCUACCCAGGCCUUCAGGCACUGGACUUCAAUUUACCAUCCUAUCAGCAGAACCAGGGAGCCCCUCUCUUAUUCCGAGAACGUGCCGCUUUCUUUGCUUUGCAGUACCUAAAUGGGGAUGCACUGCAUAUGCAAGAGGUCUUGGAGGGCUCUCAUAUUCCUCCAGAUAUGAGGCUGAAGUACAGGAAGUGGGUGAGUCCAGAUAACAUCCCCGAAAAAUUUAAGGUCAGAGGCUACAAACCACACAAGCCCCAUGAAUUCAAGGCUGAACUUUUUGAAAAAGUGAAAAGAUUCUGUGAGCCCAACCUGUGUCCGCUGUUAGCUGAAGAUGCUAUUGUUCAGCGGCUGCCUGAGUCUUUCAUCUUGACCUGUGAGUAUGAUGUGCUACGAGACGACGGCUUGCUUUACAAGAAGAGAUUGGAGGACAAUGGUGUUCCAGUGACCUGGUACCACCUUGAGGACGGAUUCCAUGGAGUCAUAAGCCUACAUGAUUAUUGCGGUUUCUCAUUUCCAGCUGGGAAAAGGGGAUUGGACAGAAUUGUUAAAUUCAUAAGAGGCCUGUAA
Molecule: messenger RNA, 839 nt
Organism: Pterocles gutturalis (yellow-throated sandgrouse)
Lineage: Eukaryota; Metazoa; Chordata; Aves; Pterocliformes; Pteroclidae
Product: arylacetamide deacetylase-like 4
Exons: 2
Molecular function (GO): hydrolase activity
Source: RefSeq, a predicted model, not a curated record